Molecule: messenger RNA, 612 nt
Organism: Leptomonas pyrrhocoris
Lineage: Eukaryota; Euglenozoa; Kinetoplastea; Trypanosomatida; Trypanosomatidae
Product: putative ubiquitin-conjugating enzyme e2
Exons: 1
Coding region: 166-612 (148 amino acids)
Biological process (GO): protein polyubiquitination
Cellular component (GO): nucleus
Molecular function (GO): ubiquitin conjugating enzyme activity
Source: RefSeq, a predicted model, not a curated record
AGGUAUUUCGAAAGCUUCCUUUUCCCUUUUAUUUAGAAGACUGAGAGAUCGCUGUGAUACAUCCUCUCCUCUCAUUUCGCUACCCGUACACACUCACACUUCUCAUUUCGGUGUUCUUCACCCUGUCAUUUUUUUUUUCAGAGUAUCCGCGUGAACUGAAGAAACAUGGCGCUCCGCCGCAUCCAGAAGGAACUGAAGGACCUGGAGAAGGACCCGCCGGCGAACACCAGCGGCGGUCCGGUGAACGAGAACGAUCUGUUUAAUUGGAAGGCCACCAUCAUCGGUCCGGAGGACUCUCCGUACGCUGGUGGUCUCUUCUUCCUCAACAUUCACUUCCCGUCCGACUACCCCUUCAAGCCGCCGAAGCUGCAGUUCACCACCAAGAUUUAUCACCCGAAUAUCAACAACAACGGCGGCAUCUGCCUUGAUAUCCUGAAGGACCAAUGGUCGCCGGCGCUGACCAUCUCCAAGGUUCUGCUGUCCGUGUGCUCCCUGCUUACGGACCCUAACCCGGAUGAUCCGCUUGUGCCGGAUAUUGCGCGCCAAUACAAGACUGAUAGGGCCGCCUUCAACAAGACGGCCGCAGAGUGGACGCGCCAAUACGCCAUGUAA